Messenger RNA from Anolis sagrei ordinatus, 1275 nucleotides. It is a transcript of the gene SPMIP7, whose product is annotated as sperm microtubule inner protein 7. NCBI's taxonomy places the organism in Eukaryota, Metazoa, Chordata, Lepidosauria, Squamata, Anolidae. The record is from RefSeq and is a predicted model, not a curated record.
AUGGCUUCUCAUGUCACUACAAGGCACUUCAGUCCUUUUAACCACUCAAAUCUUCACUCUGAUUCACUUCACAAAAUGCCUCAACAUCAGUAUGAACGUCUGCUACAGAAAAUGUAUAUGCCUUUUGUGAGGGGGCCUGAAGACAGACAUUUGUUUCCCAGUUUUAUUGAGAAGUGCAGCAGUUCUUUUCUUAAAUCCAAUCCUUUUAUACCACCUGAAGAUGAAAGCUACAUCUUAGCUCCACACCGGGAAGAUGAGCCAGUAAUUAGCUCUUUCUCAGGACUUUUAAGCCCAGCAGCUGAAGCUGAAGCAGAUCAGCAAAUCCCAUCUAGAAAAUACAUUGAACUACAGAGUAGUGGCAAAGAUGUGCAACCACCUCAGGAGACAUGUAUCCCCCACCAGAGAGACCGGAUUACUAAGAGAAGAACAUCAUUUCUAUUAGAAAACAUAAGUCAGAAUCAACGAUGGAACAGCAGAGCAGUCCCAGAUAUUUCUUUAAGGGCCAAAAUUGGAGGAAGUACAAGUCCAAGAAAAGCUAUACCUGUUCAGCCUAAAACAAAAGACAGUUUCUCAAGUCACAGAUUUGCCUUUUGUGUAGACCCGGAUGUUAAGUUAAAAGAUCCUUCUUCUGAAACCUGCAGAGAUGAGAAAGCUCGGAAGUAUAUGUAUACCUCAACAACUCAAAGAGGAUAUGAGGACAUUCCCUGGGACUUAAUAUUACUGCCAAAAAUCAAGCCUCCAGGUUCAGUACAAGAAUUAAGGGAUGAUGGUGUCUCCCAGAAUGCUGCACUGAAACGGUAUGAACCAACUGAAGAAAUAAGCCAAGUUGUUGGAGACCUCUGGGGCAGAUUUCAAAAAAGACCCUUCAUAGUACCACACCGACCAAUUGAUUUUGUUAGCCCAAGUUCUCGAACUCAGCAACUUCCUUUAUACACAGGCUGUGUUGGUGCUGAGAACGUAGAAGACCUAGACAACCCAUAUGUAGAAGUAAGGAUGCACAGCAGAGUUCGAUGUGCCAAGCCACGUUAUGUGAAAUCUUCCUACAAUCCAAACACCUUUGGAUAUGCUGGCAAGGUUCAUUGGUUAGCUACCCAACCAGCAAAUUCUAAUCUUCCACCAACAUCACCAUCAGCAGUUUCACGAAUGUAUGGGAUCCUAGCUACCCAUGGGCAACCAACCGAAUUUCCACAUCUUGGGCCGCUCUCGCAAAUCAUUACACCAAUUCAACCUCAAAAUUCUUUUAAUAACAAGCAAAAAGAGAGAAUUACAAUUUGA